CAGCCAGGCUGACAGAUGGGCCUGAACGCUCACUCUUGAUUCUAGAGGUACCACAAAGGACCAAGGCAGACAGUGGUUCUUGUUUUGUUUUUUUUUUAUUUAUUUUGCUGGUGAUUGGAUUGUCACCGUACCUACACCGUUUAAACAUCAUCCUCAAUGGAUCGCACUGUGUACGGCGAGGGCGACACGUCCAACGAGCCUUACGGUCUGACUUACCAGCCGUUCCGUUUGACCAAGAAGGACACUCCGGCUCCUGGAUUUUUCAUUCGGAUGUCAAAAGUGUUGAACAGUUGGUGCAGCUGCACCACGAAAGGAAAGAAAAGUGGCUCGUCUGUCGGCAUGGAAACACUCAUCCAAUUGCACGCAAACACAACAGAUGCCUUGUUGGCCGAUUUGCAGACGACGCUGCACGCCAACGGUGCCAACCUGAACGACGGCAACGAGACGUGGGCCAACGAUGGCCAGCACCACGUUACGUCACAGAGCUACCAAUACCAACACGGCGAAGUCGAUCAGCAGGUAACGUAUGCGAAUCACGCCGAAGUUGUGGCAAGCCACAACCAUAAUGCGCCGCCGCAACGCAAUAUGCGUGAGCUGGACACGUUACUGGAUGAUUUGAACCGCUCGCGUUUGUCGGCCGGCAUUUCGAGCAGCUCGGUGGGACAUAAUAGCAGUGCCGGCAACAGCAACGAUGGCCGUCCAUCUGUCGAUGCCCUACUCAACGAGCUCUCCAACGCCGUUCACAAUUCGGCCAAUUAUAUCAAAAGUGACGGAUCGCACAAGGGAAGUACCGGAGCCGCUUCAUCGGCCACUGAAGAACUCGACGUGCUUAUGGCAUCUCUUUCCACUUUUAAGAAGGGCGGAGCGGGCGGCUCUUCGGAACCAAUGGCGACUGCGUCGUACUCAAAGAUCGGCGACGCCACCUACGCCAAACCCAACAAAGUCCAGCGGGCCAACACCAAGGAUCAGUUGGAUUCGAUGCUCGGGAACUUGCAGGCUGACAUGAAUAAACAAGGUAUCUCCGCCACUACUAAAGGAUGUUGCACCGCCUGCGAGAAGCCCAUCGUCGGGCAGGUGGUGACGGCUUUGGGACGGACGUGGCACCCGGAGCACUUUGUCUGCUCGCAUUGUCGCCAGGAGCUGGGCACGCAGAACUUUUUCGAACGCGACGGACAGCCUUACUGCGAGCCGGAUUACCACCACCUCUUUUCGCCGCGUUGCGCUUAUUGUAACGGACCCAUUUUAGAUAAAUGCGUGACGGCGUUGGAUCAGACGUGGCAUCCGGAUCACUUUUUCUGCACGCAAUGCGGCUGCCAAUUCGGCGAGGAUGGGUUCCAGGAGAAGGAUGGAAAGCCUUACUGUAAAGAGGACUACCUUUCCAUGUUUGCUCUCAAGUGCAAAGGUUGCAAUUCGGCCAUCACCGAGGGCUACAUUUCGGCUCUCAACGGACAGUGGCAUCCCAAUUGCUUCGUCUGCAGGGACUGCAACAUGCAAUUCCAGGGCGGAUCAUUCUUCGUUCACGAGGGGAUGCCCUACUGUGAGAUCCAUUACCACGCCAAGAGGGGAUCGCUCUGCGCCGGAUGCCACAAGCCGAUUACCGGUCGUUGCAUCACUGCGAUGUUCAAAAAGUUUCACCCAGAACACUUUGUCUGCUCUUAUUGCCUGAAACAGCUGAAGAAGGGCACAUUUAAAGAGCAAGGAGACAAGCCUUACUGCCACGGAUGUUUCGAACGCCUUUUCGGAUGAAGAGCGGAAGACUAAAAAUAUGUUUUUAUGAUCAUUGCAAAAUCGAAAAUGAUCUUUCUUUCGUUCAUUUUUUUUUUUUAACAUCUUCAUGAUGAGGAGAGGAGGAAGUUGAAAACAAGAAGACGACGGACGCACGAUUGCCAAUAACACAAAAUGAUAACACAAUCGAAUUGAAUCAGCUCCUUCCUAUUAAAAGAUAAAAGAAACAAAGCGCAUCAAAACGACACGCAGAAAAAUGAAUUUCAAUACUUAAUUAUUAUCAUCCAUGCGAUUUUUAUAUUUUUCUUUUUCAUUCGAUAUCCCAAAAUGGACAUUUUGGGCGAAAAGAUUAAUUUUCUAAAAGUCCUUUUCCAUACGCACACAAAAAUAUCUUGUCUCUUCCUAUCUGUUGCUCCAAUGUUUUCCUUAGUUGUUAUUGUACACCAUGUGAGGAUAUGAGGGGGAAAUGAAUUCUUGAAAGCUGCCCCUCCCCUAACGCUUGAUUCACCGCCAAGACACAUCAUUUUAAACGUUUCUAAAAGUCAAUGGGGGAUAAUGUUAUAAUCGGAGGAUUUCAAAAAAAAAAAAUGCAAUGCAGAAAUUAGCGAACGAAAAUGCAAACGGCGGUUGAAAGUGCGAAAUAGACAUUUAUGUUAGGAUCAAGAAAUUAGUUUAAAGCUCUAAGAAAUUGUUUCAUGUUGUUUUUUUUUAACCUCCUCCUCUCCAUAAACUUAACAACUGUAUUAAUUAUAAUUUCUUUUUUUUUUUUGGUUCAAUUUGGUUCGUGAGUCUUCCUUCCGUUUUGUGUUUGUCCGUCGUCCAAAAAAUGGAAAGCAAAACAAUUUCGUGUACGUGUGUGUGUGUGUGUGUAUAAACAAACAAAAAAAAAUUGAAUUGGAGUUCUGCUAACUUGACGUUCGGCUAUAAAGUAGAAAGAAAAUGAAUUUAAAGUGGAUGAAAACAAUAAACAAAAUGGAAGGA
Molecule: messenger RNA, 2706 nt
Organism: Daphnia carinata
Lineage: Eukaryota; Metazoa; Arthropoda; Branchiopoda; Diplostraca; Daphniidae
Gene: Pax
Product: paxillin-like
Exons: 12
Coding region: 157-1746 (529 amino acids)
Biological process (GO): actin cytoskeleton organization; muscle structure development
Cellular component (GO): filamentous actin; adherens junction; stress fiber
Molecular function (GO): actin binding; muscle alpha-actinin binding
Source: RefSeq, a predicted model, not a curated record